CAAUCAAGCUUGUCUCCUGUGGUGCUGCACCUCCAAAUUCACAUCAAACCACAAGAUCACUCCGAUCCAUCAAGACGAGCUUCGAAGGGAAUCGGCCUUUGACCUUCAUCAGUAGGAUAUUGUAAAUCGUUGACGGGGAGAAGACAGACUCCUUGAACGUCAACGUGAGCGUUAAUGUGGAGACCCAACUCUAGGCUUGAGAGUAGCUCAAUCGGAAGAAAGAUGGACAUCACAGUUGUUUUUCUGUUUUGUGUUGGUACAGUGGGCCACUUUGUAUUCCCACCUGUCUUUGCAUGUGUCAAAAAAAACCUCAAUCUCAAACUGCUGGCUGAUCUGCCCUCUCUGCGGGUCCAAGUAAAUGGUGCUGCCGAUUUGAAGUGCUGUUAUGUCAACUCCACCACUGUCAAUCACACCUGGGUCAUCCGCUAUCAGAGAGACAUCCCCAACAACAUCACCACCCCAAAGCCGGUGACACUCGGCCCCCGUGUGACCAUGGAGAAGAGCCAAGAGUCUGGGUGCCAGAGCCUGAGUUUGAAAGAUGUGCAGCUGAAUGACACAGGCUUCUACCAGUGCAUUUUCUCCCGAGGCGAACAGUGCAUAUACUCACAUGGCACCUACCUGCAGGUCUUCACUCCCAUGGCGCGAACCCUGGACAUCAGUGAGAGCUGGAAAAACAGCAUCAUCACCAUAGAGGGGGUGCUGCUGCUGUUCAGUGUGCUAAUUCCGGGUAUCUGUCAGCUGGGAAAGACGAAGAGACUCACACAGCUGAAGAGGAAGAAGCAGAGAGAAGAGGAGAAUAUCUAUGAGGGGCUCAACCUGGACGGCUGCGACUCAACUUAUCACCAGAUCCAAAGAUCUAACAGACAUGGGCCUUACCAGGACGUGGCCAACGUAGCUGAGGACGAUACUCAAUUCGAGAAGCCGUGAACGAAUCAUGAAAGUGUGCUGACGUGUAAACUGUGUGUGUGGCGUACAUGCCUGAAAUCAAUGCAAAAAUCAGAUCAUUUUGUCACAGAAAUUUAAUUUUGUACCCCUGAAUGCCUGCAAGAUGCGAUUGUAUGGUACUGAGUUAUAUGUCGGUCUUAACUAGUCAUUUACAUAAAUUGGAUGAGAUAAAGAAGUACCAGACACAAUUUCCCCUUCAGGUCAAAAUUACUUCGACAGAUGAAAUCUUAAGAGUUUAAUGCAUGCAAAUGAAUGACAAUUAUCUGCAGUGCCGAUAACAUAACAAUAUUUUUUAGAUAAUAAAUAGACUCUACCCUACUUCUAUUGUUAUUAUUAUAGAUCUGUGUUACGCUAUAUGUUUAAGAAAUAUUUUUACCUGAUUAUGCUAUAUGUUCUUUUUGAUUAUAUUUUCUGUGGUUUUACUGUUUAGUUCCUGUGGUGGCCUAAACCUUCAUGAGUUCUAACAGGCUGUAUGAAAAAUGACUCAAGGUCUCUUCAAAGAUCAUUGAGAGGUAUUCAUUGUCAGAUAUAGACUAUGUCUUUGGUAUGUGGAAAUUCA
Alosa alosa (allis shad) is the source of this 1504-nucleotide messenger RNA. It is a transcript of the gene cd79a, whose product is annotated as CD79a molecule, immunoglobulin-associated alpha. Gene Ontology annotation, cellular component: external side of plasma membrane; B cell receptor complex. Gene Ontology annotation, biological process: B cell differentiation; B cell receptor signaling pathway. Lineage: Eukaryota; Metazoa; Chordata; Actinopteri; Clupeiformes; Clupeidae. The transcript is spliced from 6 exons. The record is from RefSeq and is a predicted model, not a curated record. Bases 175 to 927 code for a protein of 250 amino acids.